Messenger RNA from Rubroshorea leprosula, 1708 nucleotides. The record is from the annotation of a GenBank genome assembly. Lineage: Eukaryota; Viridiplantae; Streptophyta; Magnoliopsida; Malvales; Dipterocarpaceae.
AUUCAACAGCACGGGCAGUGAAAUCUCUCCCAAAUUUUGAUGACAAAAUCUCACGAAUGUGCAGAAGCUCUGGGAACUCUCCACAUCUUGAGGAUACAAAGAUCAAGCUUGAUGCUGCCUCCUUCAGUUCAUCAGGGCAUUCCCUAUCGCAAAAACAAUACAGAAUCAACAAAAACUCACCAAAGAUUAGAAAGUUCCAUCAAAAUUCAAACACAUAUAGUGAUAUAGCCUACAAUCAGAAAAAUGAAAGCUGACAGAGAUAGGAGGUGACACAGGCUAGAGAUUUACGCGAAGAAGAGCUCGGUCCUGGUGACCUAGGUUGAGGAGCUCCAGUACAUCAGAUCUGGAAUGGGAAUACUGAACACGGUGCUGAUUCUUGAGGAUGGAAAUCCUGGAGAUAGCAAGUUUAGCAAGGGUUUUGAACUUGGAGGUCCUGAAGUUUCUUCUCAGCAGAGCAUUCAGCAUCCCACCCAUUUUUCUGCUUUCUGCUGCCUCUAGAACCUCGAGGAACUUGUGAAACAGAAAAGUAGUUAUAUAAACAGAAAUCUUGGACUGUUUUGGAAUGAAAUUUAGUCAAGGUAGGUGCGGUUUUGGUGUUGCUAAUAAUUUGUUAUGGCUGGCUAGCAUAUUAAAGGUGCUUCUUGUGAAAGCGAAAGCCGAGAUUUCUCUGUUGGAAAUUUUCAGCCUAGAGGUAGAGAGUACCACACGGAAUUUUCUUGGGAACCGCGUCUGUGCCGUCGCCGGUCUAGACCGUAGAAAUGACUUGUGGUAUGACCAUGAGAAGAGAGAGGAACACAGUAAACCAGUUCAGAUGGCUUCGGGUGCCGGAGAUUGGUCAUCGUCGCCAAUUGACGAUUACGAGACGUUGAUUUCGACGACGGAUGUGGAGCUCUUGAAACGAGCAUGGCGGAACGAAAAGGCGUCUCCCGAGAUCCUCCCUUUCCAGGAUGCUUUGGUGAAGAGAGCCAAAGAGCAGAUCCAGUUGAUGGAAGAAACGGUAGAUGAAUUUGAAGAAAGUGGCCAUGAUCCCCUUAUAGUCUCACUCUACCAGAUGGACUUGGAUAGGGCUCAGUUCUUAUUGAGAUCGUAUCUUCGAGUUCGCCUUCAGAAGAUUGAGAAAUUCAUGUUCUGUAUAUGGAAAAAUGAUACAUACCGUGACCGGCUUUCUGAGGAAGAGAAAUCAUUCAUUGAAAGCUGCAUUCGUGUUAUUGAAAAACACCUUGACGAGACAGUCCUAUCAAAAUUGCCAGAAAAUUAUCGAGACAUAUUAAAGCAGUCAGCAAUAAGUGAAGAAGAUGAUAUGGUUCCAGAGCCACAAUUAGAUACGUUUGUUGUUGCUAAUUGCAAGAGAGCUACUAGACCUCUGUAUCUUGACAGCAACAGGCAAUCAGCUGUCUUUGACAACAGGGAUGAUUACUUCCAGAUGGUACCUGGUGACCUAUGCAUUAUACGUUAUAAGCCAUUUCGAGAGGAACUGAUAAAUGGAAAUAUUGAUUUGGUUUGAUUGUUUAGCAUCUAAAUGUAAUGUAGACAUAGCAAUCGCCCUCUCCUGUUUUUUCCUUAUGCCUGAAAUUUCAAUGUUCUGAUGCGUACAGUACAUCUAUGAUCUAUAGGCCAUCUUUGGUCCAUACUGUAGAAAUUUCCCGUGUUAAAAAUUCAGUUGAGUUUGAUAGGUUGACAUUGAACAUAAUAAGGCCCCAGACAAUAA